Brenthis ino (lesser marbled fritillary) is the source of this 3060-nucleotide messenger RNA. The record is from the annotation of a GenBank genome assembly. NCBI's taxonomy places the organism in Eukaryota, Metazoa, Arthropoda, Insecta, Lepidoptera, Nymphalidae.
AUGAGGGGUUGCGUUUUUCUGCUGUUGGCGCAUGCAGUCGCCGCCAUAACUGGACCAAGGAUAGAAAAUGACUUCGAUAGAAACCGACAGCCAAGUCAUUCUGGAUUCAACGAACAUCAAAAUAGAUUUGGAGUAUCACCUUCAUUACAAAACUUCCAACAGCAACCAAGCUUGUUGAGCAGUCCAGCUCCUAACAUCCAGUUCCCGCAACCGAUAUUCCAACAACAACCUUAUGUACCACAAUUCAAUAAUUUAUUACCAGCUCAAAACAUUCCAAAUAAUGCCCCGAUCCAAAACAAUAACGGGUUUCAAUUCAGCCAACCAACAAACGUUAAUCCAAUUAACAACCUACAACAACAAAACUUAGGGCAUAUUCCGCAACACGCACAAAAUAUACAACAACCCAUCCCGACUUUAGCAGCGUUUCAAAGUAACAGACUUCCAUUGAAUCAAAAUUCUCCUCAAACAUUUAACCAAAAUCCAAAUAUUCAUAGCUCAAUUGAUAUUUCUCAGCAGAGACCAACUCAAGCUGCUUUUCUUCCGCCUUUGAAUUCUGUUGCUGUUCAAAACCAGGCUUUUAACGGGCCAAAUCCAAUAACAAUUCAAGCGGCACCGAACCUAGGACCACAAAAUAUAAACAGUCAGCAAAUUCCAUUCCAAUCAUCCUUAGGCCAAUCUCAACUGUACAACGGCCAAUCUGUAUCACAACUACAAGAUUACUACGAGCAGCAAUCUAAAGAAAACUUAGAGAAAUUGAAGGAACUACAAGAAAGGCAACGACUCAUUCAAAAACAUCAAGAGUUCGUUCAAAAACAACAACAAAAGCAACAAGAAAAAGUAGAAAAAUUGCAUGAAGAAUUUGUGAGUAAACAAGCUACAAAAUCCAUACCAACUUAUACAACGACGGAAAGCUACGAAGAGUUCUUUAAGCGAAAUCAAGAGAAACGAAGACCUUUACUUCCUCACGAAACGGAUUUGUUCAGAAAAGCCAUUGAGCUUUAUGAAAAGGACCAUCCAACUACUACUUCUACGACAACUACUACAACCACUACAACGACAACGAAACGCCCUACAACUGCUCGAUAUAGGACUCGGUCACCAACUAGGACUAGGGCGCCUCCUCAAGACAGGAAUAAACAAAAGCUUUACAACGAAAUUAAAAAUCUUUUAGAAGAAAGUGAUACUAAAGGCUUUGAUGACAAUUUAAGAGCGAAGAGUGUAGCGCUUCUCCAAAAGCCAGAUAUAUUAAAGCAACUCAAAGUAGCUUUAGCUGAAAAUCCUGAAGAUUUUAAUGAGAAAAACUUUACAUCUCGUGAAAUAUCCUUAAAUGGACAGAAGUUUGAAGUGAUAAGGACCAAUAAUCCGAAUCUAAUACCUCAAGGAGCAAUUGCUGCUGAUAAUCCUGAUUUUGGCAAGCUUAUAGCUGCUACACAAGAACCUCAAAAAGAAAGUCGUAUUUCUUUUGAAGAUUUAACUAAAGGUGUAUUGCCACCGGGGGCUAAUUUCGAAUUAAUCAAACAAGCAGAUAAUGGUAAAUUAGAAGAAGUUUCUAAGAUACCAAAUUCAUUACAAAAUAAAAAGAAAGUUACAUUCGUUUUCCUUGAAGAACAGGAGGAUGGCACAUUUAAAGUGAAGGGUGUUAAAGCUAAUGGCCAGCAAACUGAAGAAGGUCCGGAAGUAGAAGAUAUACUAAAUAAGAUAAAGAAGGGUGAAAUACAAUUGCCUGGACCUACUAAAAUUUCCAACAACGCAUUUUCAACCACAACGCAAAGUCCGUCUACUAUAACAACAGAUUAUAUAGCUGAAUCAUCACACAAUCCCUCAACUUACACAAGUUUCGUUACAACGUCCAACUACGGUGACUCGGGGCACACAAAUCCGAUACAAACAACUCCAGCGCCAACUUACCGAACAAUAGUACCAUCAACAAGAGCCACCCCAUUAACACAAACAUACCCGUCCACCACUCGAGCAACGACAAGUGAAAGGUACUACGUAAAAUCUUCUACACCAAACUAUGUUAAAAGUAGAAAUAAUUACAGCCCCUCAUCAAGAGGCCACAGUCAAGGUUCUACACUAAUAAAUACAACGCCUGUUUACCCAACAUCUUCAUUCAGAUCAACACCCCAAGAUAUAGUCGUUAUUGGAUCUAGCGCAUCUCCAGCUUUCGAAGAAUCUACUAUUAACUUAAGCUAUGACAAAUCUGGCACUCCUGACCUCAUUGAUAUUUUAAAAGAGAAUGGCUUGUUCGCAACAGCUAAAUACUUAAAGCAGUCAGGUUUAGAUGCCAUAUUGAAUGAAACUGGACCGUACACAAUAUUCGCCCCAACAGACAAAGCUUUUAGAACACUGCUUGUUCAACUCGGUGGUCCUGAUAGAGCUGAAGAAAAAUUCCGCGACAAUCCCAGGCUGUUGAGUGGGUUACUCCUGCACCAUGUGAUCCCAGGCGCUUUCGACAUCGCGUCGCUACAAGACGAGAUGACCGGAGUGUCACUUGCGGGCACGCAGCUUAGAGUGAACCAGUACGACAUGCACGACGUUGAGUGGAACGAAGUGCGUGUGACCACUAUCAACGGUGCUCGAGUUUUGGACGAUAAAAAGGACAUACAUAUACCGCAGGGUAUAGCACACGCGGUGGACCGAGUGAUGUUCCCGCUGCCGGUGGGCGACCUGGUGCAGACGCUGCAGGCGGACCGCGACCGACGCUUCACAAUAUUCCUAAAAGCGAUAUUCGCUAGUGGCUUCGCGGACACUUUAGCUGAAAGCAAAACCUAUACAGUGUUCGCACCAACCGACGCGGCGUUCUCUCGUCUCACCGCGUCUGAACUAUCGCGGUACUCAGACAAAGCCGCGGCGAAGGCGCUGGUCGCGCGCCACGUGCUGCCCGGCACGCUGUACAGCGCGGGCAUGCGAUACUAUCAGCUGAGGAACUCUAUGGAAGACGCGAAACCUUUGACUUUACAGAAGAGUUCUGGUCGCAUUAAAGUGAACAACGCCCAAGUGAUAACACACAACAUACCCGCCACAAACGGCGUCAUACACGCCGUCGACACGCUCUUG